AUGGCCCCUCCCCCAACUUCAGUCAACUCCACCACGUCAAUCAUCAUCCCGACGUCCACACCAGCUCCAUCUUCGACCACCUGCCCACCAGCAACGGUCCCCACUCCAUUGGCAACCACGUGCCCCACCCCAGGCGUCUACACGAUCCCAGCAACGACCGUCACAAUCACAGAAUCAACCACCGUCUGCGCAGCCACCGGUACCUCCAUCCCAUCUGGAACCCACACUGCCGGCGGAUACACCACGACCGUCACGGAAUCCACCACAGUCACUUGCCCGUACGCCUCAACCGGGACGUCUUCCGGCGUAGUAACCAGCACCAUCCUGACCACUACCUAUGUGUGCCCCUCAGCAGGUACAUACACCAUCGCCCCUCUGACAACAACCUGCUCAACCGAGACCUUCUGGGUAUACCCCACGCCGGCCUCCUACGCACCGGGCACGUACACACAGCCCGAAGUCGUCACCACCAUCACGGAAACAGACUACGUGAUCUUCUGCCCCUACACGACCUCCUCCCCCGUGCUAGCAUCCACAACCUACGCCCCCGUGCCCGCGAGCACCACAUCCGCGGCCGCAGUCUCUACACCCACCAAAUCGUCUUCCCCCGGCUCCGGCUCCUCGGGAGGCGAGUUAGGAUCCUCCGGCAACCAGUGGGCCAUAACCUACUCUCCGUACCAAAACAGCGGCGCCUGCAAAGCCGCCUCGGACGUAAUGGCCGAUAUAUCGAUCAUCGCCUCGAAAGGCUUCCUCUCGGUCCGCGUCUACAGCACCGACUGCUCGGGGCUAACCAACAUCGGCGCCGCCUGCUCCGCCCACGGCCUCAAGAUGAUCCUGGGCAUCUUCAUCUCCGACACCGGUAUCUCGGGCGCUGCUGACCAAGUAACGGACAUUGUCUCCUGGGGCCAAUGGGACCUCGUCGAGUUAAUCGUCAUCGGCAACGAAGCCGUAUUCUCAGGCUACUGCACGGCGUCCGAACUCGCGGGAUUUAUAUCGAGCUGCAAAUCGACCUUCUCGUCCGCAGGCUACAGCGGCCCCUGCACAACCACCGAGCCCCUGAACAUCUGGCAAGAAAACACCUCGGCCCUCUGCGCCGUCGUCGACGUCGUCGGCUGCAACAUCCACCCGUUCUUCAACGGCGACAUCAGCGCCGCGGACGCCGGCCCCUUCGUCGCGUCGCAGCUCGCGAUCGUGGACGCGCUGUGCCCGGGCAAAUACGGCGUGAACCUCGAGACGGGAUGGCCUUCUUUCGGGACGGAGUGUAACGGCGCCGCGUGUCCGGGGACGAGCGAGCAGGCGGCGGCCGUGAAGAGUAUCACCGAGAGCGCGGGCGGGAAGAGCGUCAUGUUUAGUUAUACGGAUGAUUAUUGGAAGGAGCCGGGCGCGUUUGGGUGUGAGCAGAGUUGGGGGGCUAUUCAGCUUUUUGGGUGA
Messenger RNA from Mollisia scopiformis, 1431 nucleotides. RefSeq names its product glycoside hydrolase. The transcript has a single exon. NCBI's taxonomy places the organism in Eukaryota, Fungi, Ascomycota, Leotiomycetes, Helotiales, Mollisiaceae. Gene Ontology annotation, biological process: cell wall organization. Gene Ontology annotation, cellular component: cell surface; fungal-type cell wall; extracellular region. Gene Ontology annotation, molecular function: glucan endo-1,3-beta-D-glucosidase activity; 1,3-beta-glucanosyltransferase activity. Bases 1 to 1431 code for a protein of 476 amino acids. The record is from RefSeq and is a predicted model, not a curated record.